AAAAAUGUUAUGGAAAUUUAUAUUCAUAUUGUAAAUUAACGCUAGAAUUGAUUCUUCUUGAUUACGAAAAUUUGUGUUAUAUAAAGUGACAAGAUAAAUGAAGGUUUCAGCAUCACAAAGAUAAAUUGUAUUUAUGCAUUUAUGUCUGUAAAUAUUGGGUUGUCUGGAAAAUUGAUGCGAUUUUUAGGUAAAAAUGCCAAUCAAAUGACAAAAAAGAUAUGUGCUGUGUAUGAAGAUGUGUUAACUGAAGGAACUGUUAGCAAGUGGUUUGCGCAAUUUAAAAUUGAAAAUGUCAAUCUCAAAGAUCAAGAACAUUCAAGCCAAUUAUUCGCAAUUAAUAAUCAAAUUAUGACUGUGAUCAAUAAAAAUUUACUGCGCAAUGUUUCUGAAAUAUUAAUAACAACUUUCCGGACAAAUCAAUAUUUAACAGUAUCUUCUCUUCAAAAAGAACAAGAUUUCAAUAUGCCACCAAAACGAGGUCCAAAAGCAAAGAUUGAUUCUACCAAAGCUAAAUCUGGUAAAAAAACAGAAACAUUGAAUGAAAAAAAAUCUUCAAGACCAAAACGUGCAAAUGAUGCAAAUGAUGAACCUGCACCAAAGAGAACAAAUAUUGAAAAGGAAUUGAAGGCAUCAAAAAAUGUCAAUGAAAGCAACUCAUCUUCCACAAAGAAGGCAAAGAAUGAACCCAAACAAAUGCAGAAUAAGACAGAUACAAACUUGAAUGAGAUAGAUUUUGAAUGUACAAAAUCAAAUGAAGAAGGAAAAAAGUAUAAUCUGAAAAUUUGUACUUGGAAUGUUUCUGGAAUCAGAGCUGUCAUUAAAAAAAAUGGAAUGGAUUAUAUCAUCAAAGAAGAUGCAGAUAUCGUUGCUUUGCAAGAGACAAAAUGUGACAAAGAUAAAUUGCCAGAUGAUAUCAAACUGCCUGGAUACCAUAAUUAUUUUCUUGACAGCAAGAAGCCAGGUUAUUGUGGACUUGCUUUGCUCUGUAAAGAAAAACCAAUUUCUAUAAAAUAUGGUUUAAACAAUCCUGAAUUUGAUAGUGAAGGCAGAAUAAUUGCAGCGGAAUUUUCACAAUUUUUUUUUAUUAAUGUUUAUGUGCCAAAUGCUGGGAAUAAGUUAGUGACAUUGCCAAAAAGAUUGGAGUGGAAUAAGAUGUUUAAAAAAUAUAUUGAGGACUUAGAUCAGAAGAAACCUGUCAUUAUAUGUGGUGACAUGAAUGUAGCUCAUCAAGAAAUAGAUUUAAAGAAUCCAAAAACAAAUACCAAGAAUGCUGGAUUUACUAAAGAAGAGCGAGAUGAUAUGACAGAUUUUUUAGCUGCUGGAUUUGUAGAUACAUUCAGAUUAUUAUAUCCUGAUAAAGAAGGUGCAUACACAUUCUGGUCGUAUUUUGCCAAUGCGCGCAAUAAGGAUAUUGGAUGGCGACUGGAUUAUUUCUUGGUAUCAGAACGAAUUAAGGGUAAAGUGUGUGAUAACAUUAUAAGGAAGCAAGUUUAUGGCAGUGACCAUUGUCCUGUAAUACUUUAUAUUAAUUUGUAAUUAAUAUUGGAUUGUAUUUUAUCGUGUGUCAUAUUAAAGUAGUUUUCAGGAGUGAAUACAAAAAUUAAUACACAAAUGAAUGAUAUUUAUUUAUCAGGUGUAUGUAUUUCAUUCAUACUCUUUGAUAUUGCAUGAGAUACAUUCUUCUGAACGUGUUCUGAACGUUUGUUCUGUAAUUUUAUUUUUAUCCAAGUAAAACAAACGAGUUUAAUAAAUCUGUUUUAUAUUUUAA
Linepithema humile (Argentine ant) is the source of this 1768-nucleotide messenger RNA. It is a transcript of the gene Rrp1, whose product is annotated as Recombination repair protein 1. Gene Ontology annotation, molecular function: DNA-(apurinic or apyrimidinic site) endonuclease activity; double-stranded DNA 3'-5' DNA exonuclease activity; DNA binding. The record is from RefSeq and is a predicted model, not a curated record. Gene Ontology annotation, cellular component: nucleus. Lineage: Eukaryota; Metazoa; Arthropoda; Insecta; Hymenoptera; Formicidae. Gene Ontology annotation, biological process: base-excision repair.